GCGGGCUUGGCUGGGACUGAACUCGCUCACCAACGGCCAGGGGUGAGGAAGACCUGACGGCACGGGAGGGGACGCCCCCCCCCCUCGACAAGCCAGGCCAGGCCGAGGAGGGGGAGGGGCAGGGACUCCUUGCCCUGCGCUGUGCUUCAGGCCCGGCUGCUGCGGGCGGCGGCGGGGCGGGGGGGGGGGGGGACUGAGCACUGCAAGCUGGAGCGGACGGCUGGGAACUGCGUGGCACGCAGGGGUCCCCCCUGUGGGAUCCUGAGCAGCGCCAUGACCCCGAGGGGGUGCUGAGCCUGCCCCUGCUCCGGACGCUCGGGGCAGGCUGGGGGGACUUCCCCCUCCUCCCCUCUCCCCUCCCGGCAAUGACCUCGGCGAAGGAAGGGAAGGCGGCUCCCCCGCUGCCGCAGCCGGGCGCAGAGGAGAGACGCCGGAGCCCCCUGGACCGCCUGCCCCCGCCGGCCAACUCCAACAAGCCGCUGACCCCCUUCAGCAUCGAGGACAUCCUGAGCAAGCCGUCCGGGCGCAAACCCCCCUCGGCCCGCCUGCUGGACAAGGUUGCAGGCUCGGCUGCCGCCCCCAGGAACGGGGUGCCCGCCCCCGCCUCGCCGCUCUGCGCCCUGGAGGAGCUGGCCAGCAAGACCUUCAAAGGGCUGGAGGUGAACGUGCUUCAGGCGGCCGAAGGCCGAGACCCCCUGGGCGCCUUCGGGCCCCGGCAGCCGUCCAAGAAGCGUCGGAAGUCGCGCACGGCCUUCACCAACCACCAGAUCUACGAGCUGGAGAAGCGCUUCCUCUACCAGAAGUACCUCUCGCCGGCAGAUCGAGACCACAUCGCUGCGCAGCUGGGCCUGAGCAACGCGCAGGUCAUCACCUGGUUCCAGAACCGCCGCGCCAAGCUGAAGCGCGACCUGGAGGAGAUGAAGGCCGACGUGGAGUCGCUCAAGAAGUUGCCUCCUGCCGCUCUGGAGAAGCUGGCCAGCAUGCCCGAGCUGGAGCCCGAGGCCCAGCCUGCCCGAGCCCGUGGGAGCAGCCUGCCCUGCGCCUCGCCCCCGUCCUCUCCCGGCGGCGCCACUGACGCCUGCUCGGAGGAGGAGGAGGAGGAGGAGAUCGACGUGGGGGACUGAGAGGCAGGCGCGGUGCGGGAGAAACUCCCGCUCCCCCGACGUCGAACCCAGAGGGGGGGAAGUGAUCCCUCGGGCCCACAGUUCUCCCGCCCCCCGCUCCCCCGAGGGAGCUUGAGGAGGACACCCCUCCCGCACAAGCCCAGAAAGGAGCAAAGAUACCCUCAUCCUGACCUUCCGCCUCCCAACCACACCCAGCCGGGCCGCACUGGGAUUCCUUGCCCCGCAUGACCCCUUCCUCUCUACAGUCCGCCCUACUCCCUUCAUCUUUUAUUUCCUCCCCCCUCCCCGCCUAGCAUGGCGUUUUUCCUCUGCCCAGUUCCCAUUCCAGCCCCCACAUGUUCCCAAAUGGCCUCCUGCCUGUCCCCCGCCCCCAGACCCCACCAUCCUCCCCACUCCCCGGGCCCUCCUCCCCAACUCGCCCUUCCCUUCUUUGGUGGGGGGCGGAGAGAGAGAACUACGAGGUUUGGUGCAAUUUUUUUUAAAGACAAAGAUUAAUUUUAUUAGUCUUUUUUCCUGUCGUUGUUUUGUCCCCGUGGUCUUGGCUGUUUGUCUCUACGUGUGUGUGUGUCUUUUUGCCUCUCCUCCUCGGGUGAGGAAGGAUGCGAGAGUCCGGGGCGGCGUGAGGACGGCUUGCCGCCCAGGACAUCUGUGGGAGAGGCGGCGGCGGCGGAGGAGGAGGAGGAGACGGGGUGUUUGGGAGCAGGCAGCCUUACCCUAGGGGUAGGGCGUCGGUGCGGGGCGCCGCGUAUCCAAAGCGCCACAUUCCAAAGAGGAGCCCGAGUGACUAUUCACGCGAGGCAGGAGCUGCGCGCCCUACUUGCGCUGCCCUGCUGGUCUGCGCUCCGGGCAACGGCGCCUUCGCCUUCCACCGAGACGCAGCUCUUGGCUCUGGGGAAGAAGAAGAAGCAGCAGCAGCAGCAGCGGGGGCUGAUUUGCUCCCCGAAUCUGGCGGGAGCUCCCUCAGUCCUCCUCGCCUCCCCUCUCCCUUGUGGAGCAGGCCCCCCUCUUUUCUCGGUCGUGUGUGCGUGUAUAUAUUUUGAAUAAAAGGACACACUUGA
This is a messenger RNA of Hemicordylus capensis (graceful crag lizard), 2182 nucleotides long. RefSeq names its product ladybird homeobox 2 (gene LBX2). The coding region runs from base 366 to 1124 and encodes 252 amino acids. Gene Ontology annotation, biological process: regulation of DNA-templated transcription. The record is from RefSeq and is a predicted model, not a curated record. The transcript is spliced from 2 exons. Gene Ontology annotation, molecular function: DNA binding; DNA-binding transcription factor activity, RNA polymerase II-specific. Lineage: Eukaryota; Metazoa; Chordata; Lepidosauria; Squamata; Cordylidae.